AUGUCUGUCUCCCGUACACCCAAGAGGUCCAACACGGACAGCGAUGAGCUGCAGCUGCUCAUUCACCAGCGCGGCCAGAUAAAAGGCAAAGUGACAAAAAUUAACAACAAUUUGGAAAACGCGGAAGAUGAUCCGUCGUUAAUUAGUGUAUCGCUACUAAAAGUGUACGGCAAGAAAUUGGAAACACAUUAUGCCGAGUACACAGUAGUCCAUCGUGAAGUGAUGGAAAAAAUCCCACCAACUAGAAUAGAAGAACAAGACGAAAAGCUGGAUGAGUUUGAUGUUCUUCAUACCGAAGCGCUCGAUCGGCUAGAGCGUCUAGUGGAGAGUUUUGCCAAACCUGUUCCUACGGUUGCUCUCACUAGUGGUGCUGCCCCGGUGAUCGUGCAAAAUCAUCCUUUGCGACCACCGGUACCUUCUUUCGACGGUCGAGUGGAAAAUUGGCCGAAAUUCAAGGCCAUGUUUGAGGAUCUUGUGAUGAAAAGUGGCGAUUCAGAUGCCGUCAAACUGCAUUACCUUGACAAAGCUCUGGUAGGUGAUGCGGCCGGCUUAAUUAACGCCAAGAUGAUACAAGAUAACAACUUCAGCCAAGUUUGGAAACAGUUAAAAGAGCAGUUUGAGAACAAACGUGUCAUUGUGGAUACACACGUUGAAGGUUUGAUCCAGCUGAAACCGAUGGCGAAAGGCAACUUCAAGGACCUGUUGGAGUUAACAAAGUCAUGUGAACGGCAUGUUGCAGCGUUGCAGUACCAGGGUCUGGCAGUGGAUGAAUUGUCUGGUGUUAUCAUUACGAAGCUGCUAAUCUCCCGUUUGGACGAUCGCACUCCACAGCUGUGGGAACGGAACCAAGCCCAUGGUGAGUUACCAAAGUAUGACGAUACGUUGCUGUUUUUAAAAGGUGAGUGCCAAAUUCUUGAGCGUUUUCAAAAUUCUCGUCAUCCUGUGGCGGCGAAGGAGCCUUCUUCUAAGCCAAUGAAGCCUGUGAAUCAAAAGGUCCAUACUGUCACGUCCUCUAAUUCUGAAAGUCAAUGUAAGAUUUGUGGUGAAAUGCAUCGUCAUUUUGAGUGCCCCGUUUUUGCCAAGAUGCAUGUUUCAGACCGCAAAACCAAAGUAAAGCAAUUAAGAAUUUGUUUUAAUUGCCUCCGACCGGGCCACUGUGCCAAAGAUUGUUCUUCCAAGCGUACUUGUUCGAAAUGUCAAAGACGACACCAUACCCUCCUUCACGAAGAUUUCCAAGCAAAACCCUCCGAGACGGAAACCCUUUCUGAAAAGGAAUCUUGUAGUAUCGUCGCCGAAGCUAGUGCAAGUCCCAAUGUUUUUCCUUCAACAAGCGCCACGCCAUGUUCCUGCAAUCAUUCACAUACUGUAAAAACCGCGAUGCUGUUAACUGCCGUUGUGAGCCUCGAGAGUGCCGAUAGUCAAUCAAUUCCUUGUCGAGUGAUGUUAGAUAGCGGCUCUCAAGUCUCCUUUCUGUCUGAAGCGAUUGCCAACCGAUUGAUGAUUUCCCGUGAGCCGGUGUACGUGCCUAUUACCGGAAUUGGUGGAGCGAAGAUUUAUGCAAGGGAAAAGCUAACAGUAAAAAUCUACUCUCGGUGUUCCAAUUUUUCUACUGAUGUGGAAUGCCUUGUGGUACCAAAAGUAACCAGUAUUAUUCCUUCCGUUAAGAUAGAUGUUUCGUCGUGGCCAAUUCCCGCUGGAUUGCAGUUGGCAGAUCCCACCUUCCAUGUGCCUAGUAAAAUCGACAUGUUGAUCGGUGCUUCGAAGUUUUUCACACUGUUGAAAUCCGGUCAAAUUUUUCUUGAUGAUGGUCUUCCCGAGCUCCAUGAAACUCAUCUGGGUUGGGUUUUCUCUGGCGAAUUCCACACAGAAACCUCCAAUGCUGUUUUAGCUCACACUGCAUCACUAGGUACUCUUAAUGAUACAAUUAGUCGUUUUUGGGAAGUUGAGGAUAUUUCGCUGCCUACAAAGGAGAAAGAUGAAUUAGAUACGUGUGAGGAAAUUUUUCGAUCUACCCAUCGGCGUACGUCAACCGGACGAUACAUAGUCACGCUCCCUUUCCAUGAAGAUAUUUCCAUGCUGCAGGACAACCGAUCUGUCGCUCUUCGCCGUUUUCUGAUGCUUGAAAGACGAUUCAAAAGGGAUUCUACCUUGAAAAAACUUUAUUCAGAGUUUAUUGCUGAGUACGAGGCAUUAGGUCAUUGUCAAGAAGUAGAUGAAGCCAAUGAUGAUCCUUCUCAAGGGCGUUAUUAUUUGCCUCACCAUGCAGUACUGCGACCAACCAGUUCGACAACGAAGUUAAGGGUAGUGUUUAAUGCUUCAGCCAAGCCCUAUCAAGCAGCCAAGUCUUUAAAUGAGGUCCUUCAUGUCGGUGGUGUUGUUCAAAGCGAUAUAUUCAGUAUCCUUCUCCGAUUUCGCUUACAUGUCGUCGUGUUUACCGCUGACAUAGCCAAAAUGUAUCGGCAGGUAUUAGUUGCUGCAUGUCAUACUCCAUUCCAAAGGAUUUUUUGGCGCACGGAAUCCAACCAGCGAUUACGAGUUUUGGAGCUGCAGACUGUGACGUACGGGACAGCUUCAGCCCCCUUUCUUGCCACCAGAAGCCUGGUCCAGUUGUGCAACGAUGAGGGUGAUCGAUUUCCGCUUGCGUCCAAAAUUAUCUUAGAAGAUUGUUAUGUCGACGAUAUCCUUUCUGGAUCCACGAGCGUCGAAGAAGCCGUAGAAGCACAGCGUCAGUUGCAAGAGAUGCUUCAGCUUGGUGGAUUUCCCAUCCACAAGUGGAGUUCAAAUUGUUCGAAAUUGCUGAGCCAAGUCCCUGAAGAAAAUAGGGAGAAAUUAGUACGACUGGAUUGUCCAACCAACAGCGAAGUAAUCAAAACCCUGGGACUCACCUGGAGUCCACAAUCAGAUGAAUUUCUUUUCGUUACGAAGACCUCGGCCGACCCACAUGAAUUAUUCACCAAGAGAAAGGUAUUUUCGGAAAUUGGAAGGUUGUUCGAUCCGUUGGGUUUAGUCUCUCCCAUCGUAGUAGUGGCAAAGAUUCUUAUGCAAAAAUUGUGGACCGCUGGCCUAUCCUGGGAUAAGAAUCUUGAAGGAGAACUGCUUGUUUCCUGGUUGAAGUUUCGAGAUACUCUGCCACAAAUGAAUGAAAUGACGGUCCCUCGACGUGUUAUUUUUCCCAACUUCGUUACUAUGGAGAUCCAUGGAUUUUCGGAUGCCUCGAUUGCUGCGUGCGGAGCGGUUUUAUAUGUUCGAAGUAUUUUUUCCGAUGGAAGCGCCGCAUUGCGACUGUUAUGUAGUAAAUCGAAAGUCGCCCCAAUAGCAGAAUUAAGUAUUCCUCGCAAAGAGUUGUUAGCAGCUCGCCUGUUAUCCAGACUGAUGGUGAAGGUAAUCGAUACCAUAAAGGUAAAUUUCGACGACGUUGUUCUCUGGUCUGAUAGCCAGAUUGUGCUAGCUUGGUUACGCAAACCAUUACCAACCCUCCAAGUGUUUGUUCGCAACCGAGUGACUGAGAUUAUCAAUGAAACACAGAAUUACACUUGGAAAUAUGUUCCGACUAAGGAAAAUCCCGCGGAUAUUGUGUCAAGAGGAUCGUUGCCUAAAGCCUUACUAUCCAAUGAUUUGUGGUGGAAGGGUCCUCUUUUCUUGCAAUCAAUAAACUACGAAAUUGAAUCUCCUGAUCCGAUAUCGGAUGAUGAAUUGCCUGAGAUGAAAACGACUGCCUUUAUUUCUGCAGUCACCUAUAAUGUUGAUGAUCUUCCCGUUUUCGCCAAAUUUAGCUCCUUUCGUAAACUGCAAAGGGUAAUCGCAUAUGUUCUACGUUUCAUCUCUAACUGCAAAAUUAAGAAUUGUAAUCUCCGCAAUCUGAAACGUCACCUCACUGUUUCUGAAUUCCGAGAAUCGAUGAUUGUGAUCAUCAAGGUGGUGCAGCAUGAAAUCUUAGGAGACGAAAUUAGCCGUAUUGAAAACAACGAACCGUGUAAAAGAAUUGGUUCGCUGAACCCAGUGUACCAGGACGGACUGCUCAGAGUAGGUGGUAGACUAAAAAAAUCGUCUAUAUCAAUCAUGGCCAAACAUCCAUACAUUUUGCCGAGGCACCCGAUUGUCGAUCUGUUAAUACGCGCUUACCAUAUUGAAAACUUACACGUUGGACCAUCGAGUCUACUAGUAAUAAUUCGAGGACGGUAUUGGUUACUGGAAGGUAGAUCUGCUGUAAGGAAAAUCACCAGGAGUUGCGUCACCUGUUUUCGUGCCAAACCAACAAAGGCAAGCCAACAAAUGGGGAAUUUGCCAUCUUGUCGCGUGACACCUGCAUUUCCAUUUGAAGUGACUGGAGUGGAUUACGCAGGCCCCAUAUAUGUCAAGAAAGGCCAACGGAAGUCGAUUUUAGAGAAGGCAUAUAUUGCCGUAUUCGUGUGCAUGGUUACUCGAGCUGUGCACUUGGAACUAGUGUCGAACAUGACCACCGAUGCAUUUAUUGGUGCAUUGCACAGAUUUACCAGCAGAAGAGGGCAGCCCCGUGAAAUACACUCAGAUAAUGGUUCCAAUUUUCAGGGUGCUAAAGCGGAACUGAACGAGCUGUACAGAAUGUUUCGAUCUCAAUAUAGUGUCGAUAAAAUUGAGGGUUUUUGUCAACCAAAGGAGAUAGCUUGGUAUUUUAUUCCUCCUGAGGCUCCGAACUUUGGUGGUCUUUGGGAGGCGGCCGUAAAGAGUGCUAAAUAUCACUUGAAGCGAACUUUGAAAGAUACUCAUUUGACUUUCGAGGAAUACGUGACAGUUUUGACACAGGUUGAGGCUAUAUUGAAUUCCCGACCACUUUAUGCUACGUCACCUGAUGCUGACGCCCCCGAGGUAUGUACACCUGGACACAUUUUACUUGGACGAGCGAUUACCGCCAUCCCGGAACCAAGUUACCAGAAUGUUCCUGUCAACCGUCUUGAUCGUUGGCAGUUUGUACAAAGACUACGAGACGAAUUUUGGAAGAAAUGGAAAAAUAACUACUUGCAAACUUUACAACAACGAACCAAGGACCAAAUAAGGAAGAAUAAUCUACAGCCAGGAAUGAUAGUGCUUCUGGAAGACCAAAAUUUGCCACCAAUGAGCUGGAAAUUGGGAAGGAUUAUGCGGACAUAUCCAGGCUCCGAUGGACUGGUUCGUACAGUCGACGUCAUGGUGGGUAACACUGUUUACAAGCGACCAGUAUCAAGGAUUGCAGUGCUUCCCAUCGAGGAUAAUAUUCAACUAUUCGAGACAAGGGGCACCAACAAUAACAACAACAGCAUCAAGACAUCGAACCACCGCUGCGAAAUUAGCCACACCUUUUUUUCGCGUUCUGCCAUUUCACAUGUUACGUACGAGGCGAGCAGCAGCAGCAGCAGCAGGGAAGAAGAAGAUUUUUACGCUAUAUAA
Molecule: messenger RNA, 5403 nt
Organism: Sabethes cyaneus
Lineage: Eukaryota; Metazoa; Arthropoda; Insecta; Diptera; Culicidae
Exons: 2
Coding region: 1-5403 (1800 amino acids)
Biological process (GO): DNA integration; proteolysis
Molecular function (GO): aspartic-type endopeptidase activity; zinc ion binding; nucleic acid binding
Source: RefSeq, a predicted model, not a curated record